Molecule: messenger RNA, 1160 nt
Organism: Anneissia japonica
Lineage: Eukaryota; Metazoa; Echinodermata; Crinoidea; Comatulida; Comatulidae
Exons: 4
Coding region: 126-617 (163 amino acids)
Molecular function (GO): monocarboxylic acid transmembrane transporter activity
Source: RefSeq, a predicted model, not a curated record
CACAUUACAAGGUGAACGUUCUUGGGUGGAUCAGUGUAGUUAGUCAGUCUCACCCUGGAUCAAACACGCUCCAUGACUAAUAUUUUACUGAGUUCAAUACAGCUUCGUAUGCUAUAAAGUACAACAUGGUUUCUAAGCUGGACGUGGGAUAUGCGUGGAUUGUCGCCAUAGCAAGUUGGGUAGCGACUGUGAUAAUAUUUAUGGUAACAUCAAAUGGAAUAUAUUUUCCUUAUAUGAUUGACUACUACGAAGAAAGCUCCACAAAGGUUGCAAUGGCACUUACACUAAUUCGUUCACUUAAAUAUUCUUGCGGUGUGUUUGCAGCAAUUAUGGCCAAAGCAUUCGGCUGCCGAGUUGUAAUGAUUUCUGGAAGUUUUAUGAUGAUGUGUGGCUGUCUUUUAAUGACAUACUCAACGAGUAUAUUUGAAGUUUUCUUGGCUUGCAGUCUUUUUGGUUUUGGAAUAUGUUUGGAUCAUUAUACAACUUUCUUUAUCAUAGACGUUUAUUUUAAAAAGCAUUUCACAUUAGUGAUGUCAAUAAAAGUAGGAGUAACUGGAAUAGGGCAUAUGAUGGCACCGUAUAUCAACCAGAUGCUAGUUACUAAGUUUGGAUGGUAACAUUCGUAUCUUCUUCUUUCGGCGCUUAUAUACCACCUAGUUUUGUGCGGAGUGAUAUUCAGACCACCAAGAGGAAGUUCUGAUGAAAACCUUGAAGAACUUUCUCUUUUGGAAGUGGAGCACGAACAUAAUUGUCUCGAGCUUGAAAUACAAAAUAGAAUAACUCCAACAGAUGAAAACAAGCGUCUUAAUUGGUUGCAGUAUAUUUACGAAAUAUGUCAUUUGCGUUUGUUUAAGAAACAAUCUUUUGUCAUUCUUGUUGUCGUUGCAUUAAUACAAGGAGCAACUGAGGAAGGAGUUGAAGUUAUUAUGCCGGAUGACAUGCUAGAGCGAGGCGCUAGUCUACAUAGCAGCCAGUUAAUUUUGACAGCUUACGGAGCAAGUAGUAUUUUCGGAAGACCUUUUCAGUAUAUUGUCAGCAAAUUCGUUUUAAACGAUUUGCUUAUCCAACUAGAACUCACUUAUUUCUUUUCAUUUCUGUCCUUAGUAAUUUGCAAUACAACAAAAACUGCUAACGUUGUUUAUGUGGCGAUGGUUUUUUUU